AGACAGGCAGCGGGAGCAACAGUAGCAGCGGUCGUCGCACUGGAAACCUACACCACCAACAUGAAGUGCUUGAUCGUCCUGAGUGCUGUCGUGGCCGUGGCCCUUGCCAAGCCCGGCUUCCUGGGGGCGGGCGUCGCCGCCCCCGCCUACGCCGCAGGCCUCGCUGCCGCCGUCCAGCCAGCUCCUGUCUAUGUGGGCGGCAUCCACCCCGGCCUCGCCGCCUACGGUCCGGCCAACAUCGUCGUCGGGCCAGGUGGCUACAACCUGAACACCCCUGACGUGGCCGCCGCCAGGGGCGCCCACCUGGCCGCCGUCGCCCAGACGAGGGCCCGCGACGCCGCCAUCAACGGUGCCGCCCUCGCCGCCGCCUCCGCCGCAGCCUACGGCGCUUACGCCGCCCCCGCUGUCGUCGCCGCCCCCGCCGUCGCCGCCGUCGCUCCUGCGGCUGUCGCUGCUCCUGGCCUAUUGGCUGCUCCCGGAUCCCUGGCUGCCCUCAAGGCUGCCUACCACGGCUAAAACAACUACGCUAGACGACGGUUAACACCGUGCAACAGAUCACCUCACCGACUACUCAAAAGGGAGAAAGCAGCGCGAACUAUAAAGUAUUCGUUUACACUGUACAGAAAAAGGCAAAAGAUAAUAAAUUAUACUUUACAUUCUAA
Molecule: messenger RNA, 662 nt
Organism: Schistocerca piceifrons (Central American locust)
Lineage: Eukaryota; Metazoa; Arthropoda; Insecta; Orthoptera; Acrididae
Product: cuticle protein 16.5-like
Exons: 2
Coding region: 61-516 (151 amino acids)
Source: RefSeq, a predicted model, not a curated record